Messenger RNA from Telopea speciosissima, 1127 nucleotides. RefSeq names its product glycerophosphodiester phosphodiesterase GDPD4-like. Gene Ontology annotation, molecular function: phosphoric diester hydrolase activity. Bases 28 to 1050 code for a protein of 340 amino acids. The transcript has 8 exons. Lineage: Eukaryota; Viridiplantae; Streptophyta; Magnoliopsida; Proteales; Proteaceae. The record is from RefSeq and is a predicted model, not a curated record. Gene Ontology annotation, biological process: lipid metabolic process.
GACUUCACCAACGUCUUUCUUCUACUGAUGAUUUUUAAACGAGACGAGAAAUCUCUCUCCCCUUCUCUAUUCUUAAAAAUGGCGAAGCUGAGACAAGAUAGGAGACAACCCCAACGGCAUGGUUCCUGGUGGAAUUUGUUCUCGAGAUCUUCGAACCGCAGAUUCUUCCGCUUGCUUCUGAUCCUAGCAUUAUUGGCUGUAAUUCCCCCUAUUUUUUUCCACUUCAGACUCAGGCGAUUCCAGCAGAUGCAACUGAGAAAGUGUGGUUGGCUAAAUAAUCCUCCUCUUGUCUGUGCUCAUGGGGGUGAUUCAACCAAGGCCUUUCCCAAUACUAUGUCUGCAUAUCGUAUUGCUCUUCUUUCUCAAGUAGACUGCAUUGAGAUUGAUGUUUCCCGCUCUUCAGAUGGAGUGUUGCUUGCUCUCCAUGAUAGGGAUUUGCAGCGGAUAUCUGGUAACAACUCUGCAAAAGUUGGGCACUUGAGCAUGAAAGAGAUAAAACAACUGGAUGACAGACAUCAGUUCCUACGAGAGUUUGAUGAUCAAGAAAUACCUACGAUUGAAGAUGCUUUGAGGUCAGUGUCAAGGUCAGUUAGGCAGGUUAUUCUGGAUGCGAAAGUUGGACCUCCAUCGUAUGAGCAAGGUCUUGCACAGGACAUUCUUUCUAUUGUGGAGAAGACACGAUGUAGGAAUUGUCUUGUUUGGGCUAAAAGUGAUAUUUUAGUUAGGGAUGUAACUAAUCUCUCAUCAGACACUGCAGUAGGUUACAUUGUUAUGAAGGAUCCAUCAACUGGUACUAGAACCAACUUAUUGAGGAUGAAACAUGCAAGGGUUGUUGGUGUCUACCACCCUUUGAUUGAUAAGAAACUUGUGCAGAUUUUGCGCGGGAGGAAUAAGAAAGUCUAUGCUUGGACCGUUGACUAUCAAGUUUCCAUGCGCAAAAUGCUGUUAGCACAUGGUGAUGCUAUUGUCACUAGCAAUCCCACUCUUCUUCAACGGCUUAUGCAGGAAAUUAGGACACAAUGUCUUGAGGAAGGAUUUUCUUUUCAAUGAUUGGAAUUUCCCCCAUGUUUCAAACUAAUUAUUUUAUUUUAGAUGAUGAAAAGUUUCCAUUUAUGGCUUUUUGAGCU